AUGACCCACCAAACCCAUGCCUAUCAUAUAGUGAAUCCCAGCCCAUGACCUUUAACGGGAGCCAUAUCUGCUCUCCUACUUACAUCAGGACUUAUCAUAUGAUUUCACUUUAAUAGUUAUACUCUACUACUCUUAGGACUAUUAACUAAUCUAAUUUCUUCCUACCAAUGAUGACGAGAUAUUGUCCGAGAAGGCACCUACCAAGGUCACCAUACUAAAAUUGUCCAAAAAGGCCUACGUUAUGGCAUAAUCUUAUUUAUUAUUUCAGAGGUUUUCUUCUUUCUAGGAUUUUUCUGAGCCUUCUACCACUCUAGUCUAGCUCCAACCCCAGAACUUGGAGGAUGCUGACCCCCCACAGGUAUUUCACCACUAAACCCCUUAGAAGUCCCUCUACUCAAUACCUCUAUCUUACUAGCUUCAGGUGUCUCUAUUACAUGAGCUCAUCAUAGCCUUAUGGAAGGCAACCGAAAACAAAUACUUCAAGCUUUAACAAUUACAAUUGCCCUAGGUCUUUAUUUUACUGCCCUACAAGCCAUAGAAUAUUAUGAAGCUUCCUUCACUAUCUCAGAUGGUGUUUAUGGCUCGACUUUCUUUGUAGCUACAGGCUUUCACGGUCUUCACGUUAUUAUUGGAACUACUUUCCUAAUCACCUGUCUUGUACGCCAAACCUUGUAUCACUUCACAUCAAAUCACCACUUCGGCUUUGAGGCAGCAGCAUGAUAUUGACAUUUUGUCGACGUUGUAUGACUCUUCUUAUACGUUUCAAUUUAUUGAUGAGGCUCAU
Ornithorhynchus anatinus (platypus) is the source of this 784-nucleotide messenger RNA. NCBI's taxonomy places the organism in Eukaryota, Metazoa, Chordata, Mammalia, Monotremata, Ornithorhynchidae. The record is from the annotation of a RefSeq genome assembly.